UUUUUGGUGCGGGCAAAUACCUACCGCAUCGAUUGUUAUGUAGUUGCUGCGAUCCUAUGGAGAACGGCAGCCUAUUUACCCUCUUUCCUAACCUUUGAAUAGGCAAAAACCAGCUAGCCCCCCUCCCAGAAAACCCUACGGGCCAACCAACUUUGUGCAGCCACCGAAGUCAGGUCACCGACAGGCCUCGCGAACUGUCCUCGUCGACUGUCCUCGCCGACGGCCCUCACUGACGGUCCUCACCGACGUCCAUCGCCGACGGGCCUCGCCGAAGCAACUGUUGACCGGUGAAAAUGAAGCAUCUGAACUGGUAUUUCGUUUCUGGGGGUGUGAAGGGUCGCUAUUUUCUGGGGCGGUGAUGGUGACGCGGCGGGGAGGAAGGAUUCUUGGAGCGAAGAGGAAAAGCAGAGGGACAGUGACAACAAGGGUGAGGACGGGCACCAGAAUUGAAGAUCUAUACAUGAUUUUUAAGAUCUCAGAGCACAAAAAUCAUGAACUCUGGAAAAUGGGGAAGUUCAAUAAUUGUGCAAAAAAAGGCAGAAUUUGGAGUUUUUAGGUGAAGAUUGGUUUGGGCGGAAGGUGGUUUGAUCGAAACUGGAGCGACUGAGCGGGGUUUGUUAAGCUUAUCAUCGCCACAUUCAAGCUUUUGCCAUUUUCUAUUCUUUUUGCAAGAUUAGCACCAUUGGGUUGUGAAGGGUCAACUUUGGAGAUUGAGGUUUGGUUUAUUAAUUAACGAUGACUUGCAGGAUUGAAGAUGGGAAAGUUGACUAUGUUGUCCCUCAUGUUUAUCAUAUAUGCUUUCAUUGCCUUCAACUGCACUUCUUUGGAAGCCUUCAAACUUGGACCAGAAAGACAAUUGAUUGAAGUAAGAAAUGCAUCACAAUCUGAUGACACAGUUAGAGUUGAUCCUUUGGACAGGUUGAAGAAAUACAGAGGAGGCUAUGAUUUAGAAACAUACACUACUGGAGUGAGGUUGCUGCUUUAUCCAAAGGGAAACAACACAGCUCAUUUGUCUCUAUACCUAGGUGUGCCUGACCUGCCUAGAUUACCCAAAGUUUAGUCAAGCCCUUAUUAACCAGUUAGACCCAAAGAAAACCUUUAAGAAAGGUAUAUGAUUACGUUGAAUGAGUAGUUGUUACAAAUGAUUGUUGUAAUUCUGUUUCUAUCCUCUAGUUAUUGUUUUCUCUGCAUCGCUGUAUUGAAACCAUGUACUCUGACCAUUUUGUAUCACUCUUCAGUCUUCCCCAAUGCACAAUGAGACAUCUUAACAGAUAUAGAUGCGGCUUUCUCUAAUUAUGUGUUUUAAUAUCGGAAGAGACCAAUCUUUGUCGAGAAUUGAAGUGUGUGAAGCUUGCGAUGCAUUGGUGAUACAAGUGUGAUAAUUUAUUGUAAACUACUACGUAUUAGUUUUUAUAAACUUUAAAAGAUGAGGAUUUCUAUUGUAUGCAUAGUGAACUUUGGUGAUGUAUACCUUAGUUAUUUUGGAAUUAUGAUUUUGGUUUAUGAUGUAAGAUGCUCUUGUUGAAAUUUGAAUGUUUUUUAUUUUAUAAAUAGCAUAUGUUUU
Messenger RNA from Cuscuta europaea, 1564 nucleotides. NCBI's taxonomy places the organism in Eukaryota, Viridiplantae, Streptophyta, Magnoliopsida, Solanales, Convolvulaceae. The record is from the annotation of a GenBank genome assembly.